Periconia digitata is the source of this 1080-nucleotide messenger RNA. Lineage: Eukaryota; Fungi; Ascomycota; Dothideomycetes; Pleosporales; Periconiaceae. The record is from the annotation of a GenBank genome assembly.
ACACGUAAUUCGGUCAUGUCUGCUCAAACCCCAAACCUCGCAGCCGUCCUCAAGGCCCCAGGAGAAAAGAUGACGGUGGAAGAACGCAAGAUACCUUCACCCGGCCCAAACCAAGUCGUCAUCCGCAACCACGCCAUUGCUAUGAACCCAAUCGAUUGGAAGCGACAGGCUUGGAAUGUCUUGAUCCCCACGUAUCCCGUGGUCCUCGGGUCCGAUGUCUCCGGCGAAAUCGCAAAAGUAGGCGCAAACGUGACUCUCCUGAAGCCAGGAGACCGCGUCCUAGGCUACGCGUUUUCAUUCCUCACCCAAAACGACGACGAAGCCGCGUUCCAAACCUACACAGUGGUAGAAAGCCACCGCGUGACCAAGAUCCCCGACUCAAUCAGCUUCAACGCGGCCGCAACGCUACCGCAAGGCGUCGGAGCCGCAGCGCUAACGCUCUUCGACGUGUUGGCGCUGCCUCUCCCCACUGGGCCGCGCUUCUCGGACGCGAGCAUCGCCGCAGACUCGGCGGCGUCGAAGAACGCGCUGCUGAUCUGGGGUGCGUCGAGUUCGGUGGGGUUUCAAACGGUGCAGAUGGCGCGCAAGAUUGGGAUUACGGUUUUCGCGGCGGCCGGGGAGAAGCAUCAUGGGAUUUUGAAAUCUCUGGGGGUGGCGGGGAUUGUGGAUUAUAAGAGCAAGACUGCGGCUGAGGAGAUUUUGAAGCUCGCGCAGGAUGCUGGGAAGCAGAUUACGUAUGUUUUGGAUGCUAUCACGACGGCUGAGACGGUGGAAACGGUGCGGGAGGUGCUGUCCAAAGGACAGAGAACUAGGAAGUUCGCGUACCUUAUGUUCUGGCCUGAAGGAGUGGAGCCUAUCCAGGGGGUUUGGGCUGAGCAUGUCCCUGGGGAGGAUAUGGGGGAUCGGAGGGAUGAUCUUGCGAGGUGGUUGUUCAAAGAGGCGCUUCCUGCGUGGUUGGAGGAUGGUUCUAUCCAGAUGCUUCCGCAGCAGGUGGUCGAGGGAGGACUUGGUGGAGUGCAGAAUGCUUUGGAUAUUUUGCAGAAGGGUGUUUCUCUGCAGAAAGUGGUGGUUGAGAUUUAG